AUGUUAGGUCUUUCGGUGCUUGAUUUAAUAUUUGGUGUAGUGAAUAACUAAAUCUAAACAAUCAUUUUAAAUUCAGCACUUCUCGGAAUAAUAUUAUGUAAGAUUAUUCUAAUAUAUUCAAGUCAUUAUACUAUAUAAAUACAAAUAUUAGAAGAAACCUAAAUUGUUAGAAAUUUCAGUUAUGCUUUAUUAUUGCUCUUAUUAACUUGCAUUAAAGGGAGUUCCUUAUAUUUGGUUUAGUUUGCUAUCUAUUGCAUCAAAUAAGCAUAUCAUCUAAUUCAUUAUAUUAUUACUUAUAAUAGCCAUAACUUCCGCUUAAAUUGAACCCAUUUGUCCUAUAUGUCACUUAUAAGUGUUAUUAGAACAAAUAUUUUUGAUGGGAUUAUUAAUAUAUAAUCGAUUUAAUUUUUUUACAGAAAAGAAGAAAGCACAAAAGCAACUACAAAAGUAGAUAUUUUGUAAAAUCAAAUAUUGUUUAUAUAAUGAAAACCUAAUAGAUGUCGAUGAUAAAAAAUAGAAAUAACAAGAAAUAUCAAUUCUCUCUGGAGUUUCUUUAUCUUCUCAUCGUCUAGAUAAUUAAUAAUUAUAGUUGAAAACUUAAAAAGAUUUUAAAAUAAAGUGUUACUCUAUUAAUAGUAAUGAACAAGAAUAACGUGUUUUUAAUUAAAAACCAUUAGUAUUUGAUAGUAUUAGUAGUUUUCUUGAAAUAUUCUAAAAAGAAUUCAAAUAAAUGAAAAAUAAAAUAAUUAUAUCUUCUGAAUUAGAUAUUCCAACAGGAUAAAAAUUAAAAAGGAGAAUUUAUAUUCAAUAAUUUAAUAAUUUAGGUAAAAAAUAUUAUUAAAUUGCUAUGUUACAACAAGAUGAUAAUUUAAUUAAUAAAUAGAAUAAAAAUAUCAAUAAAUUUAAAUUAAGUUUAUCUAAAAUAUUUACUCAUAAGUUGAAAACUCCUUUGAAUACAACUCUUGGGUAUUUAUAAACUGCUAUUUAAGAAAAUAUUAGUGUAGAUGAAUAAUUAAAAAUGAAUUUUUUAAAACCUGCUUUCAUAAAUUCUAAAAUUUAAUUUUAUUAAGUACAGGAUAUUUUAGAAUAUAUUAAUUAAGAGGAUUUAUUAUAAUUUCGAAUAGUAAAAGUGAAUAUGCAUAAAACAUUAGGACUUAUUUAUGAUUUAAUUGAAUUAUAAUGUAGAGCAAAGAAAAUUAAAAUAGAAUUUUUAAUAAAUGAUAAACCUUUUAAUAUAAGAGAAAAGUAUAUUGUUAUUAUUAAUAUUAGACCUAUUUAUAUAUAAACAGAUCAAUAAAGAUUGGAAAGAAUUCUAUUCAAUUUAUUGAAUAAAUCUUAUAGACACACUCAAAUAAAUGGAAGAAUAUGUCUCCAUAUUUAAAUUGAUUCUGAAUUGAAUUAAGUAUAAUUUAAAAUUAAUGAUAAUGUAUUGGGAUUCAAAUAAGAAUAAGUAGAUUAAAUCAAUUCAUUUGCUUAAUAAUAAAAUAAAUCAAUAUCUUAAUUUAGAAAUUCUAUAGUCAAAAAAUCAAAGUUCAAAUUUAGUUUAACAUUAUAAAUAACUAACAAAUUAAUAUUUUUCUUAAGUGAUAUGUAAUGUUCACUAUAAGUCAGAAAUACAGUUGAAGAAGGUGCUAGUUAUUAUUUCUUUAUCAGUAUGAAUUGUCAAUAAGGUAGUUUUCAAUAAACUGUAGAUUUACAAAUGUUUAAUUCGAAUUCAUAACCUAAAAGUUCAAUUACAAUAAAAUAACCUACAAAUAGCUAUCCUUUUUUUAAUUAUACUCCAAGUUAGUAUUAAAUUAGGUAGUUUAUAUAAUUAUAUCUAAUUAGUAAAGAGAGAAUCUUUGAAGGUUUAGAUAUAGAUGAUGAACCCUGUGCUAAUAAACCAUUUUGUUUAAGUACUUAAAAUUUAUCAUAUUCUCCAUAACUUACAAUUUUAAGAACUCAAUAAGCUUAAUAGAGCAUAAUUUAAUAUUAGAAAAAUGUUUAUUAAAAAGAAUUUAAUGAAAAAUCAUUAACAUUAUCUUUAGCAUUUGAAAGAUCAAUAAAUAUGAAAAGAAUUGGAGAUUCUGUAGAUAUUAGAUAAGAUGUUAAUUAAACAAUAUUGUUAGUAGAUGAUGAACCAUUUAAUCAUGAUACAUUAAAACUAAUGUUAAAAAGUCUUGGUUUUAAGAAUUUCCUUAGUGGAUAUAAUGGUUAAUAAUGUAUAGAAUUAGUAUAAAAAUAUCAUAAUUCAAUAAAAAUUAUAUUUAUGGAUUUAGAUAUGCCAAUUAUGGGAGGAAUUAGAGUAAAAUUUAAUAAUAUUGAUAGGCAACUAAUGUUUUGAUUUAAAUGAUGUAAUAAAAUGAAAUUGAUUAUAUUCCAAUAGUUGCUUGUACUGCUCAUGAUGAUAAAAAUACUUAAUAAGAGUGUAUGGAAGCAGGAAUGCUUUGUGUUAUUGCAAAACCUGUAUUUGUAAGGAGUUUAUAAGAAGCUUUUGUGAGAGUAAAUGAAAUAAAGUUUAGAACUUCAAAUGUCUUAGCUGGAUCAAAAGUCAUAUCAUCAAGUAUAAAAUGA
Messenger RNA from Paramecium pentaurelia, 2553 nucleotides. NCBI's taxonomy places the organism in Eukaryota, Ciliophora, Oligohymenophorea, Peniculida, Parameciidae. The record is from the annotation of a GenBank genome assembly.